This is a messenger RNA of Lactuca saligna, 1221 nucleotides long. The record is from the annotation of a GenBank genome assembly. Lineage: Eukaryota; Viridiplantae; Streptophyta; Magnoliopsida; Asterales; Asteraceae.
GUCGGUCAGCUACUCAGCUUAACUAUUCCAAUUUCUAUUUUCUAUCCGUUUCACUUUCACACACAGUUGUGAGAAACCCUAAUCCUACUCACAACAAUGAAGGGCAUGAAGUCACUGAAGCAGCUCAAGCUCUCUGUUCCCGCUCAAGAUGCUCCAAUUACCAGCUUCUUGACAACGAGUGGUACAUUUCAUGAUGGGGAUUUACUUCUAAAUUUGAAAGGACUAAGACUCACAUCUGAUGAUAAGGAAAAUCGUCCCUCUGACGCCAAGGAGAUCGACCUCCAAUUUUCACUGGAAGACCUCGAGACCAUCAAAGUCAUCGGAAAAGGAAGUGGAGGCAUAGUUCAACUGGUUCGACAUAAAUGGAUUGGUAGAUUGUUUGCUUUGAAGGUAAUCCAGAUGAACAUUCAAGAAGAUAUACGCAAACAAAUCGUGCAAGAGCUGAAAAUCAAUCAAGCAUCUCAAUGCCCUCACAUCGUCGUCUGUUAUCACUCUUUCUACCACAAUGGAGCCAUCUCUUUGGUUUUUGAAUACAUGGAUCGUGGAUCUUUAACUGAUGUCAUCAGACAACUCAAGACCAUUCUUGAACCAUAUCUUGCUGUUCUCUGCAAACAGGUAUUACAGGGUCUUGUGUAUUUACACCAUGAGAGACAUGUAAUUCAUAGGGACAUAAAGCCAUCUAAUCUACUUGUAAACCAAAUAGGUCAAGUAAAGAUCACAGAUUUUGGUGUUAGUGCAAUGCUUGCUAGUUCAAUGGGUCAACGUGAUACAUUUGUUGGAACAUAUAACUAUAUGUCUCCGGAAAGAAUUAGUGGGAAGACAUAUGACUAUAAAAGUGACAUAUGGAGUUUGGGUCUAGUGAUAUUGGAGUGUGCUAUAGGAAGAUUUCCAUAUAUACAAUCUGAAGAUCAACAAAAUUGGCCAACUUUUUAUGAGCUUCUGGAUGCCAUUGUCUCAAAGCCGCCACCUGCCGCCCCAUCGGAUCAGUUUUCGCCGGAGUUUUGUUCCUUUAUCUCUUCAUGCAUACAGAAAGAGCCUAAAGACAGAUCAUCAGCUUUAGAGCUUUUGGGUCACCCCUUCAUCAAGAAAUUUGAGGAUAAAGAUAUUGAUCUUGCAAUUCUGGUGAAGGCAGCUAUGGUUGCCAUGAGAUCUCUUAGAAAAUAUAGUGAUUAUGGUUUAGGCCGUGUAGGUAUUGCUUUCGUCGAAGAUGAUCGACGAUGA